Penicillium arizonense is the source of this 3834-nucleotide messenger RNA. Its product is annotated as putative copper resistance-associated P-type ATPase. Gene Ontology annotation, biological process: monoatomic cation transport; copper ion homeostasis. The record is from RefSeq and is a predicted model, not a curated record. Bases 1 to 3834 code for a protein of 1277 amino acids. Gene Ontology annotation, molecular function: copper ion binding; P-type divalent copper transporter activity; ATP hydrolysis activity. The transcript has a single exon. Gene Ontology annotation, cellular component: membrane. NCBI's taxonomy places the organism in Eukaryota, Fungi, Ascomycota, Eurotiomycetes, Eurotiales, Aspergillaceae.
AUGACUUCAUCAAGAUCGAAGAGCCAGCUCCUCGAUCUGGAGGCCGCCAACUAUGAACAUGAUACCCAAAAAAGCGUCUUCUUCGUGAGCAAUGUGCACUGUGCGUCAUGUGUAGCAUAUGUUACCGAAGUGCUCUCUGAAAUCUCCACCGUCACUGGGAUCGAAGUCACGAUCGUGACCCAUGAAGUCCGUGCCAGUCACAGCGCUGCAGUUCGACCGACCGUCCUAGUAAAUGCAUUAAUACGCGCCGCAUUUGAAGUACAAUAUGUAACGACAUUCAACCACCGAGGAGCGCUCGUCUCGGAACUCGAUACUUCCGCUUGGAAUCACCGCGGCUCAGCGUUGUUCUCCACGCCUCGCAACUCGGUUUCUAGUAUAUCAUCGAAUAUCAAAGAGCGAAUUCAGGCUAGUAGACAUAAACGACAUAUUGCCAAUUGUGAUGCCUGCAGAAAAGAAGAACAAGAGAACACUUCUCCUCAUUCUUCUCGAAUAGAGCUGGGAUCUUUGGCCGAAAAGUCUUCACACGCUGGCUAUCGUCGGACAAGCAAGGGCCAUGAGCGCGAUAUCUCUACCACAAAGCUUAAGCCAACGCCAGAGAAUGCUGCACAGGAGACAGCUUCGGUUGUCUCCUGCGAAACACGAGUGGAAGGUGAUGUGCUUUCUCCAGAACAGCCUAGUCCAAGCCCUCAACCGAUUGAUGAAUUCACGGUACGGAUCAGCAUUGGAGGAAUGAGUUGUGCAUCAUGCGCCAACAGCAUUACGACCGAAGUUCAACAACUCGACUUCGUGAAAGAUAUCACAGUGAACCUUCUCACCAAUAGCGCCACAUUAACUUAUAUUGGACCCAGAGACAAUGUCCACAAGAUUGUUGAACAAAUCGAUGACAUCGGAUUCGAAGCAUCACUCGACGAGGCGAAUCCGAUUCCUAAAGCCUCGACUCCUACAAAGUCCACCGAAAUCUAUACCAGCGAGAUUGCGAUCACUGGCAUGACCUGUGGCUCUUGUAGCGGGACAGUGACUCGCGGGCUCGAAGAGCUGCCGUUUAUUCGAGACGUCUCUGUCAACUUGCUUUCACAUAGUGGAAGGGUUGAGUUCGAAGGCCGGGACAAUCUUGACAGAAUCAUAGAGAAGAUUGAAGACCUAGGCUAUGAUGCUGCCGUCAAUAGCGUCUCUCCAGUAACAGGUAUCCCAGAAAAUCCCCAUUCCGCCCAGUCCAGGACAAUUUCUAUCCGAGUUGAUGGAAUGUUCUGUCACCAUUGCCCUCAGACAGUCUUGAAGGCAGUGGAAUCACUUCCCGAUGUCUGCAUCGAACAAACUCUGUCUGAGAAAGUCCCAAUACUCAGAGUCACAUAUACCCCACGGCCACCUUCUCUCACCAUUCGCUCUCUAAUAUCCGCCAUCAAUACGGCGAAUGACUCGUUCUGCGCAAACGUAUAUCACCCGCCCAGCAUCGAAGACCGUUCUCGUGCAAUCCAGCACCAUGAGCGCCGCCGCCUGUUGCUACGUCUAUUGUUUGUCUUCUUAUGUGCGAUUCCCACCUUCAUUAUCGGCAUUGUGUUCAUGUCUCUUGUCCCGUCCGACAAUCCCACUAGAAUGUAUCUGGAGGAAACGAUGUGGUCCGGCAGCGUGACCCGCACAGAAUGGGCACUCUUUAUCAUGGUAACCCCCGUGAUGUUCUACGGCACUGAUGUAUUCCAUGCCCGGGCCAUGAAGGAGAUUUAUGCCUUGUGGAGACCUGGAAGUCGGGUGCCCAUCCUGCGGAGAUUCUACCGUUUUGGUAGUAUGAACCUUUUGAUCUCUGCGGGCACAUCCGUUGCCUAUGUUUCAUCCCUGGCUAUACUUAUCGUCGAUGCAGUCGUGGGUACCAAGUUCAGUCCCCACAGCACGACCUAUUUCGAUUCGGUCGUAUUCCUGACUCUUUUCAUUCUUGCUGGUCGAUUCCUGGAGGCAUACAGCAAAGCCAAAACCGGCGAUGCUGUCACGUCAUUGGGUAACCUUCGACCUUCCGAGGCACUGUUGAUCGAAGACGCAUCCACUAUCAAUGGCGAUGCCCCCGAUGGCUCUGCUGCAGAGGGGAUGAAACGUACAAAUGUUGACCUCCUCGAAGUUGGAGACGUCGUCAGCAUCCCUCAUGGCGCCUCGCCUCCUGCCGAUGGAAUGAUCAUUGACACCGCCUCGUACCAAUUCGAUGAAAGCUCUUUGACUGGAGAAUCUCGACCGGUCAAGAAAUCAAUCGGUGACAUAGUAUAUACCGGCUCUGUGAAUGUCGGCCAACCUGUACGCAUUCGCAUUACUGAGCUCGGUGGUUCAUCUAUGCUUGACCAGAUCAUUACUGUAGUUCGUGAAGGCCAAAGUAAGCGCGCACCAAUCGAAAGGGUCGCCGAUCUUCUCACCUCGCAUUUCGUCCCCAUCAUCACGCUCAUUGCCAUUUCCACCUUCAUCAUCUGGUUGGCCCUUGGUCACUCGGGUGUGCUCCCCACAGACUACCUUGAUGUCACUCAUGGUGGUUGGACAUUCUGGGCUCUUGAAUUUGCGAUUGCAGUAUUCGUUGUAGCCUGUCCCUGCGGCCUGGCCCUUGCAGCCCCUACUGCGCUAUUUGUUGGGAGUGGUUUAGCAGCGAAGCAUGGUAUCCUGGUCAAAGGUGGAGGAGAGGCCUUCCAAGAGGCUAGUCGCCUGGACGCUAUCGUCUUUGACAAGACGGGCACAUUGACCGAAGGCGGCAGCCUAAAGGUUUCCGAGCACCAAGUUCUAGCUAGUGACCCGGAACUUGCGAAAGUUGCAUGGGCCCUGACUCGAAAGAUGGAAGAGAGCAGCAGUCAUCCAAUCGCCCAGGCAGUCACCGAAUUCUGCAAAUCCCAACCCUGCGCCACUGUCAAGACCUCCAACGUCCAUGAGAUUUCCGGACAAGGCAUGAAAGGAAUUUUCACCGUCUCUGGACCGGAGCACGAAGACGAAUACGAAGCUGCUAUUGGAAAUGAACGCCUGCUGCACAGCGUCCUAUCACCCGAAACAGAUACAUAUUUCGUUUCCAACCUGCUGUCAAAAUACCAGUCAGCAGGCAAGUCAACCGCAGUCCUCUCACUCCGCCAUGUCAACUCCCAGUCCUCUGAACCGUCAAAGUUCAUCCCAGCUAUCGUGCUUGCAACAUCCGACACAAUCCGCCCCGAAGCCGUCGACAUCAUCUCCCAGCUCCAGAAAAGACGUGUCGAUGUCUUCAUGUGCACAGGCGACAAUCAAACAACCGCCCACGCCGUCGCAGACAUGCUAAGAAUCCCCCGCUCAAACGUCAUGGCCAAUGUCCUCCCAGCAGAGAAAGCUAGCUUCGUCCGCCAGAUCCAAGAAGGAUCCUCAGACACACCUACAACAACCAGUAACACCAAACAAUCCCGUCCAAUCGUCGCCUUCGUCGGUGAUGGCGUGAACGACUCCCCCGCCCUAGCCGCAGCAGAUGUGAGCAUCGCAAUGGCCUCCGGCUCAGACGUGGCAAUCAACUCCGCGAGUUUCAUCCUGCUAAACUCAGACCUGAGCACGAUAUUACAACUAGUCCUGCUGAGUCGCCGAGUGUUUAAUCGCGUGCGGAUGAAUUUCGGCUGGGCCGUUGUUUACAAUCUCUGUUUGGUGCCUGUUGCGGCUGGAGUCUUCUAUCCCAUUGUCAGUGGGCACCAUUAUAAUUCUGUUGGUGGGGAGAUGGUUAUGGUUAAUGAGCAUUGGAGACUUAGUCCUGUGUGGGCUGCGUUGGCUAUGGCUUUGAGUAGUAUUUCUGUUGUUGCGAGUAGUCUUGCUUUGAGGAUUGAUAUGGGGAGCCUUACGAGGAUUUUUAGGAGGAGUAAAUAG